Molecule: messenger RNA, 5391 nt
Organism: Monascus purpureus
Lineage: Eukaryota; Fungi; Ascomycota; Eurotiomycetes; Eurotiales; Aspergillaceae
Source: the annotation of a GenBank genome assembly
ACUUGCGGUCUUUCAUCCUCGCAGAACGUCCACCCUGUUGGUGAGAACGACACAGCUGCACCAAGCUGCUGUUGUCUGCAACUAAAGUUUUUAUAUAAUAAUGUCGAGCAAAGCGGCAUUGAAAGCUGUCAGGACAGCAAUCGACUCGAAGGACUUUGAACUGGCCGCCGAGAAAGCAAAGGACCUUGUCAAACAAGAACCCCAAAAUUACCAUGCGAAUGUCUUCCUUGGCCUUGCCCAGGAUAAGCGGAACGAGAAUGCAGAGUCCGAAAAAGCCUACCUUGCUGCAACCCGCAUUAAAGAAAGCGACAGAACGGCAUGGCAGGGACUAAUUAACUUAUACCAGAAACAAGGAAGUCAUAAACUAGAUGCUUAUAGAGAGGCGGCAUUGAAACUCGGAAAAAUAUAUGCAGAUGCUGAUGAUAUUAACCGCUGCCAAGACUUAGUGGACAAGUAUAUAGGUUUUUCAAAGAAAUAUGGCACUCGAUCCCAAUACAAACGCGCCCUCGAAUUACAUCUCCCGACUUGCCCUCUCUAUUACUUCCUCGAGGGAAAGGUGCCGCAUCCUUCCCAUACUUAUCAGCGCUUGAUAGAAAUUGCGGAGUCGGGGGAGAAGGAGUAUAUAAAUAAGGAGAUCGGGGAGCGGAGGACUCGCCUGGGCGCUAGAAUCGACCAGGUGACUCUGGAGGUGAAGAGAGAAGCAUUUAGACGAAGCGACUUGGAACAGCUCUAUCGAGGGAUAGUGGAUUGGUCGUACGACGAUGCUGUUCGACGAAAAUAUGAGGAAAAACUGAUACAACGGGGGUAUGAUGUUCUCUCAGCACUACCGUCCGAUGAAAAACCCCCUAAGCGAGAUGAGGUACUGCGGGCUGCCCGCGACAUGGUCAUAAUAAAGCAUCCUUUCGAGCUUGCUUGGAAGAUUGUACUGGAAUGGCAGGAUGUUGAGGAGUUUCUGCAGUGGGACGUUGGACUUUUGAAAGAAUUCAUUGAAUUUUUCCCUGACGAUGGCCUUGCCAAAGUACUCAGAGGGUUUUUGGGCAGUGAUAAUUCACCGUUUCCUAAGGAAGCCCAAUCUGAGGAAGAGAAGAGCGAGGAUGUCAACGGAAACAGCCAUGAGAAUCAUGAGUUGGUAGCCCAGGAUCGUCUGUUGCUCAUGGUUGAGGGACUUGAUGCAGCCCGUUCUUCAGUGGUCGCACACCGAAUAAUGGGAGAGCUCUAUCUUUCUCUUGACGAGUUUGAGAGCACGGUAGACGUGUCCCGCAAAGGCCUUAGGAAUAUCCAAGAGUUGAUCAAGACGACUGGUGUGGAUCUUAGGAAUACUUUGGACGCCGUGAACAUCACGCUGGCCAACGCUUUGAUAUCCUACCAGUCUCCGAGGCAUCAUUCCGAAGCUAAGCAGAUUUUUGAGAACAUUUUGCAAAGGAAACCGACAUUGACAGCCUGUUUAUUGGGAGUUGGACUAAUACUAAAGGUGGAUGAGGAUUAUGCGGAAGCUAUAGACUUUCUUGAGCGCGCCUUAGGGCGAGACCCAUCGAAUAUCAAAAUCAGAGGCGAGCUAUCCUGGUGCAGAGCUCUCUGUGGAGAUCUGGAAUCUGGCCUUCAAGGCCUCGAAGCUGUGUUAUCAGAGGUACAAAGCAUGCAGCCGGAUAAUAGAGACUUCAAGGCCGAGAUCUUGUACCGAAUCGGAUAUUGCCAAUGGGAGUUAGAUCCCUCCCCUGCUGCACGGAAGAAUCGCAGUGGCGCUUAUACGAGCUUCCUGGCCUCUAUACAGGCAAACAUGAACUAUGCGCCUGCGUAUACGAGCCUCGGCAUAUACUACGCUGAUUACAAGAAAGAUAAAGUGCGUGCGCGUCGAUGCUUCCAUAAGGCUUUUGAACUGUCUCCGUUAGAGAUAGAAGCAGCAGAACGACUUGCGAGGUCGUUUGCGGACCAGAAUGAAUGGGAACUAGUUGAGGCCGUGGCACAACGAGUUGUGGAUUCAGGCAAGGCUAAGCCUUCACCUGGAUCGAAGCGAAAAGGAUACAGCUGGCCAUACGCUGCGCUGGGUACAGUUCAGAUAAAUAAACAACAAUAUGUCAAAAGUAUCGUUUCGUUUCAGGCCGCCCUGCGAAUUUCACCGCGUGACUACCAUUCUUGGGUUGGUCUUGGUGAAAGCUAUCACCAUUCCGGGCGCUUCAUAGCUGCCACGAAAUCAUUCGAGCAAGCUCAGACCCUAGAAGCUGAUCUUCCCGCCGAGGAAAAAGAACAGGUCUGGUUCGCACGAUACAUGCUCGCGAAUGUGAAGCGGGAACUUGGUGAAUAUGAAGAUGCUAUUUCGAGAUAUGAGGACGUCAUGGCCUUGCGACAAAGCGAGGUUGGUGUGAAGAUUGCGCUGCUUCAGACACUCAUGGAUAAUUCGUGGAGAAGUCUGAACUCGGGGCUUUUCAACGACGCUGCUGAGCUGGCACGUAGGGCUAUAGAAGUCGCCGUAUCUGUGGCAGAGGAGAGUGUCGAUAUUUUCAAUCUGUGGAAGGCAACCGGGGACGCUUGCUCUAUUUUGUCUUACAUCAAAUCGAAGGCGGGCAAAAUGCCAUUUGGCGAGAUAUGCAAUCUGCUUGGUACCCAGGCCGAUACCACUGCGUUCGAUAUUUUCACAGAUUUGGAUGAGGUUGGGCAAGACUAUUUGCGACUUCUGACAGUCGAGGGAGACGAUGCGUUGACGCCGUCGAAUGGGUGCAUCUACGCUGCUAUUUUGGCAUACAAGCGUGCUGUCCAGGUCUCAUCGCAGGAUGUAUAUGCGCAGGCAGUCGCCUGGUAUAAUCUUGGUUGGGCUGAGUAUCGAACAUACAGAUGCUUGCAACUUGACUCGAGCAAGAAGGGCAAAAGACAGUUACGUAAAUUCCUAACGGCAGCAGUGCGAUGCUUCAAACGAGCCAUUGAGUCUGAGGCCGGAAAUGCCGAGUUCUGGAACGCGCUUGGUGUUGCAACUACAAGCAUGAGCCCAAAGGUUGCGCAGCACUCAUUCGUGAGAAGCUUACAUCUCAAUGAUAGGAGUGCCCAGGUUUGGACCAACUUAGGAACUCUCUACCUUAUUCAUAAUGACAUCCAACUUGCAAAUGAAGCAUUUACCCGUGCACAGUCGGCGGACCCGGAUUAUUCUCCAGCUUGGCUUGGUCAAGGAUUCCUGGCUCUUCUCUGGGGUGAUCCCAAGGAGGCGAGAGGUCUGUUCGAGCAUGCCUUUGACAUUUCGAACUCGUCUUCAGUCCUGCCGAAGCAACAAUAUACCUUAACGUUAUUCGAUAACCUUAUGACGGAUGCGUCAAUUUCGAAUGAGAUAUCAGAACUUAUCCAGCCCUUGUUUGCGCUUCAUCAGCUUUGUUGUCAAAAUCCAUCCGAUCUAACAUUCAUGCAUUUGUCAGCGUUGUUGGCUGAAAGAACCGGGGAGUUCUCCGACGCGGAAUCCAGUCUAAAGGCAGUCUGUUCCGGGGUGGAAGCGGAGUUUGAGGUGUCUGAAUCUCCUGCUGCCCUUUCGAAAUUUGCGCAGGCGAAUGCAGAUAUCGCCCGUGUCCACCUCGCACGUCAUGAAUUUGAAGAAGCGGCGGAGAGAGCGGAGACGGCACUUACGCUCUCGGGAGAAGAAGAUGCAGAUAAAUUCGACCCCGAGACCAGUCGAAAACUACGCUUGUCUGCGCAUUUGACGGCCGGCCUUGCACACUACUACCUGAAGUCGAUGGACAGUGCCAUCGACAUGUUCCGUGACGCCUUGCAUGAGGCAGAUGAUGCACCGGAGGUUGUUUGUCUUCUCGCCCAGGUUCUUUGGGCCAAGGGGGGAGAGGAAGAGCGAAGCGUGGCGCGCGAGCGGCUUUUCGAUUGUGUAGAAAGAUACCCUGAACAUACCGGCGCUGUGACUCUUCUCGGAGCCAUAGCGCUUCUAGAUGUGGAUGAGGAUGCUAUUGAAGCGGUACAAUCCGAUCUUGAGAGCAUGAGAACGAGGGAUGAUAUUGGAAUUCACGACCGGGCCAAGCUACUCAAGCUCCUUACUGCCAUCUCCGCGAUGGGCUUUGGUGCGGAUACCACUGUAACGGAGGAGACGAGACGCAUUGGAGAGGCCACGGUGGGCGUGAUGCUAUCACCUGGCCAGCCCCAGGGUUGGAUGGAAUUGUCUGUUGCUUCUCAAGAGGUUUAUCCCGCGGAAAUGGCCGUGAAACGAGCACUGAGGAAUGUCCCACCACGUGGUAAUCUCGAUGCAGACGAUCUUUCUCAGGCCUAUUCGCAAACUGGGAAGGCAAGUGAUGCGUUACGGGCAGUCAUGGUCGCUCCAUGGAGACAGGAUGGCUGGGAAGGAUUGGUUCAUGCUGUGUCUGAGGCAUAGAUCCGCAGUUGAACUUCUCUCUGUAGAUAGGUUACAGGUCCUAAAAAGAGAAGGGUUAGUUUUUAUAUCUUAAGAAUGGAGGAAAAGAAUUCCUCUCACCUCCUUCGUAAUUAUCAUCACCCAGCAAAGUUGAAAGACAUUCAUCCUGUCGUUUCACCAUUUGUAUUCCCUUCAGCUUGAAGUCUCUCCAACAACCUCGCCUUUCUCGUCCUUUUCCAUUCCUGAUCCAACGAUUCGAUCUUCCCACCGAGAAUCGUGACAGAAUCAGGUACCAGUAGAGCCAUGCCCCUUGCCACAGUCACGCUGCGUAAGAUCAUCUUCGCCCCGAUAGGUAAUUUCCCAAUACCGAUGCCAUCGACAGACUUCAACUCGAUGCCGACAACCCUUGUAUUAGCUGCAUCCUGGAGAAUUAGCCGAUGCGGACCAUUGCUACUGCCGCCCAUCCCACUAGCCGUAGCAGCGCUAUUAUUAUUGGCAUUGCCGUUACUGUUCCCCAGUACCUCACGAUCAUCCACGUUAACAGUUCGUAUAAUUUCCUUUCCCCUUACGGUCUCUCCCCUUUCCACACGCUCAAUAGCCUCGACCUGGUUCCACAGGCUCGUGCCAAUAUCUUCGAUAUCGAGGACCUGGACCGGGAUGGGACAGGGGAGUCUCCUUUCUUUCAGGGUUGGGUCCGAGAUGUCCAUGGGCAGGAGCGAGGAUGGGCGGUCCGUGGAGAGGGUUUCCCGGAUAUCGGAGUUUAGGAUGUGGUAGAGCGCUGUUUGAGCGAGAGUUGACAAGGGGACAUUGCUGGUCGUUGUGGUGGUUGUGAAAGUCUGAAGCCAGCUUCGGGAGACGGGGAGGGAUUUGGUGGUGAGGAGGUGAGAGGCGAUUUGGUCUUGAAGGGUAGCCAUUGUGGAUUAAUAGCAGGGACAGUUAAUUCAGUCUUCCUUUGCCAUUAUCCUUUGUCUGGUGAAGGAAUUUCGAGUUGAUAAAAAUCCGGGGAAAACGCGAGAAACACUGACCACUGCUUAAGUUGGGACAUGUUUUCCCUUACCUCU